AUGAACCAAGAAUUGAACAAAAUUUCUACCCAACUCUCCAAGACACUCAAACUAGUUGAUGAAAAGUUUAUCAAGAACAACAAGUUGGAGUGGAGACAAAUUAAGCGUACACCUCAGUUCUUGAAACAGAAAAUCAAUUAUGCUGGAAACUCAUAUACAAGUGAUGAAGAAUUCAACACGUUAGAAGCUCAUUUUAAAAUACAGGAGCUUGGUUUGCAUAGUUUGCAAGACGAGCUCAAAAGCUUUGCUUCUGCAGCUAUUGAAACAUUGAGAGGUUCCGAGCACGUAGCUCAGGGAUUCCAAAACUUGGCUGAUCCAUACAGUAACUUUAAAAAUUCGACAAAUACCAUAGAUGAGGCUUAUGAUGCUUGGACAAGAGGGAGUAAGUACAAACACCUCAUACUGUCUAUAAACUUUGCAAACAAAUUAAAUUUGUUCAUGAGCAUGGAGUUCAAGAAAUUGGAGGAAGUUGGUAACAUAUCAAAGCAAGUGUCUAAAAAGAUUGCCACUAGAUUGGUCUUUUUAUUGGACUAUGAUAAGCUAUACAAUGAGUAUGAGACACUUUGCGAAAGGCAAGAACGGAAUGAACUCUCUUUGAAGCAAAGCAAUGGCAUUUACUCCCUCAAAAGAAAGUUGGAAGAUAGCAAGAUAAAGUAUGAUAGUAUCAACGGAAUCUUGAAAGCAUGUCUUCCCAAGUUUUUACACUAUGUGAAGCAGAUUAUAAAUGCAUUUUACAUAAAGUACACGUUGUUAAACUAUGAGUUUUACCUGGUAAUUGUUGCAAAGUUGACUAAAGUACAACCAGUUGAAGAAUCAGCUACUAUUAUAUCUUCUUUCAAGCAGAAAAAUGACCCACUUUUCAACGACAUUGAACAGCUUUCUAUCAUUGCUUUCAAUCGCCCUAUUGAUUAUGCUAAACCAAUUUUUGAAGCCAAUCUAGGGUUCUGUUACGCUUUGUACGACUUUCAUGGAGUAGAACCUGGUGAUUUAUCCUUUAAGAAGGGCAACAGAAUCAAGAUUUUGGAAAGAACAGGAGACUGGUGGCAAGGUGAAAUAAAAGGUAAACAAGGGUUAUUUCCCAGCAACUAUGUAAAGCUUGAAUAA
This is a messenger RNA of Lodderomyces parapsilosis, 1104 nucleotides long. RefSeq lists its product as uncharacterized. Gene Ontology annotation, biological process: plasma membrane tubulation; endocytosis; actin cortical patch localization. Gene Ontology annotation, molecular function: lipid binding; protein binding. The record is from RefSeq and is a predicted model, not a curated record. Lineage: Eukaryota; Fungi; Ascomycota; Pichiomycetes; Serinales; Debaryomycetaceae. Bases 1 to 1104 code for a protein of 367 amino acids. Gene Ontology annotation, cellular component: actin cortical patch; Rvs161p-Rvs167p complex; mating projection tip. The transcript has a single exon.